AUGGCGCGCAGAAAGAAGUCCAGCAAGUCCAGCAAGUCCCCCAAAACCUCAUCUUCCAGCGUGUCUCCGCCUGGAAAAGGAGCUCGCCUCAGUUCCGGCUCUUCCAAAUCAACCAACUCGUCCAACAGCCCCUCAGCAAAAGACAAAGGCCUCCCUGCAUUCCUGCCAUCGGAACGCGUUUCGAAAAAUCCUCGCAAUGAGACAAAGGGACCGCCCUUCGUCACUCCUCGCCACACGCCAGCCGAGAUGAAGAAGGACUUGGAUGCCUUUGGCUUCGCCGCGGAUGAAGUCACGGAGAUGAUCAGCCGCAAAGAUGCCGACUGGGACCCGGCAAUGCCAGGAUGUAUCUACGACGGUGUUGCGAAAGCCCAGGUUCUUAGGGAGAAGAGGGAGAGAGGGGUGAAGAAGAAUGUCUUGAAAGCGGACAAGGAGACGUAUAAACCGCUCCGCCUGAACCCUGAUCGCCCUAACUGGGUGCUGUUCGAUGCAAACAAAGGCUUCGGGUCAACAGGCAGCGAUCCACCAGCCUUUGUCGAAGCCCUGGCGACUUUCAAACCGAACAACAAGCGCGUCUUGGAGUACAACAUCGAAUCGGACAGUGGGAAGGAAGUGGAGUAUACCGACCUGGGGCCGAAGAUCGUCGACAGCAUUCUCAUCCCGGAGAAGAAGGGAGAUGGCAGACCAAGCAAACAUCCCCUUUCGAACGUCAUUGUGGGAGACGAUGAAGUUGUGGAGACCAGCGUCGCCGCAGACCAAGUGGGCAAACACACCGACGCGGAGUUCCCGGCCAAGACGACCACCCCGAAGCUACCGGGCAAGACGAGCACCCCGAAGCUACCGAGCAAGACCAGCGCCGAUGAAGCCACGACAAACGAGCAAGUGGAAGAUACGAUUACGGUGCAACAUCCACGUCGUCAAUCACGCAAAUCCUCUCUCUCUGCAGAUGCCGACGUGAAACAGGAAACGGAGGAAGGCGACGUGCUUGCAGACCCGGCGGACACAACCACCGCCGUCGACAAGGCCGAUGAAUCUGAAGAAGAUACCAUGGUGAAGAGACUGCGCGGUCGGAAGCAGAGCCCCAGCUGCGAAGUCUGCAAGGAAAGAUAG
Neohortaea acidophila is the source of this 1107-nucleotide messenger RNA. RefSeq lists its product as uncharacterized. Lineage: Eukaryota; Fungi; Ascomycota; Dothideomycetes; Mycosphaerellales; Teratosphaeriaceae. The transcript has 4 exons. The record is from RefSeq and is a predicted model, not a curated record. The coding region runs from base 1 to 1107 and encodes 368 amino acids.